Messenger RNA from Schistosoma turkestanicum, 1417 nucleotides. The record is from the annotation of a GenBank genome assembly. Lineage: Eukaryota; Metazoa; Platyhelminthes; Trematoda; Strigeidida; Schistosomatidae.
GUCUUGGACUUGCACGUUUUGGGAUAUUGUGUGACCUACAACUUUGAGUAAACUCCGAGACUUGACAUCUUAGAAUGGGAGAUCUUAACCUCCUCAAACCAUAUGCCAUUUUCGAGCAACUGUUUGAACAAAAAAUUAGAAUAGAAGACAGGGAUUGUCUCGAAUUCGCUGAUUUGAACGUCGCUUCUGGUGUCUUAACUUCUUGUCAUGGGUCGGCUCUUGUGAAGGUUGGAAACACUCAGGUGAUUGCAGGUGUAAAGGUCAAGGUAAUUCCAGAAAGCGGAAAUUCAGGCAGCAUAGCCUGUAACGUCGAGUUUGCUGGUCUUUGCCAUAGAGGUAUACGUUUGAAUGCUUCACAACCUAAGUGUGCGCAGUGGCUGUCUUCUACAAUUCAAAGGCUCCUUAAUAAUUUUGCAUUUCCUUCUGUUGAAAACCAGUUAAACAUAUUCCCGAUUGACGACACAAACGCACUUACGCCAGCAGCUUCCUACACAUUGAAGCUUGAUAUCUUUGUGCUGCAAGACGAUGGGUGCUUACUAGAUGCUUGUCUCCCCGCUGCACUUGUUAGUCUUUGUACAGCAAAGUGGACAAAGCUGUAUGCGGUUACGGAUGAAAAGGCUGUAGGAUCCUAUUUGGAAUUAUAUAAACCAGGACCUUUAAAGGAGACGAAAUCUUUACAAGUGAAUGAAUGGCCUGUUUCACUGUCUUUCUGUUUCGUUCCCCGCCCAGUCUCCGGAAGGAAGUCGAAGACAAUCCCUAUUAUUGCUCAGCCAACGAAACGAGAGUUAGACAUUUGGGAUUUAGAUGCUGGUCCUGUACACAUAACUGUUUCUCAGGGUGAUAUAGUAGAUCUUUCUGUAAUUAAUGCUUUUUUAACGGGUCUUUGGGACACUAUAAAUAUAACAAGUGCAAAUAAAAGUGAUGAGGUCAACGUAUGGAAUGUUUUGUUCGACUCGGCCGUUUCUCACGCUCAGAAAGUCCUGCAGAUAAUCCAAAAGGCUGUAAACCAGAUUGUAUAGUUCAUGGGAAUUGAUUAUAUGAACGUCUAUCUCAUGCAAAGAUGUUUAUAAGAAGACACUAUUUUGUACAAUAUCUUAUUUCAUGGUUGUAUUUGGAUUAAAAUUCUUUAUUGAAACGAUUUGGGUUAAUGCAUGAUAUUGCUAGGCUCUGCGUUCACUGCAGCUGGCUGACUUGUUUGGCGAUUGUUGUCUGUUCCACCGAUUGAAUUAUGAAUAUCGGUCGAAAAUGUUCCACUGUUCACACACCAUCCUCUGUAAAAAUUUCCGCCUUACCAUUUUUAUGCUUGUGGAAAGUAAAACUUAAUAAAUGGUAAAAUAAAAUCGUUUCGCUUAGAAAGAUAAUAAUAAUAAUAAUAUUAUUAUUAUUUUCUAUCUUAUUCUUUUAUUCUAUGCGGAUG